AGGGACACACGUCGAGGAGAGGAGAGUCCGGUCCGGACGAAGAAGAAGCGGUGUCGACGCUGAGGCAAGCAGAAUCGCACGAACUUCCAUCGCGAUCGCAUCAUAGUCGCGUAUCCUUCCCCUUCGCACGCGCGCACGAAGAAAAAAAAAAAAGAAGAAAACAAACCUUGUUAGCGCAUCCGAUUUCGCGAACCCGAUUUUUCGAUCGACGAAUUAGCGAUACUUGAAGAGCAAACCGGAAAGGCCAGCAACAACCAUGGUUUACGAGAGCGACUUCUACACGACCCGGCGACCCUACUCGCGGCCGCUCGUCUCUUCCUACAGCGUCUCGUAUCGACCCAUUACCAUCAUACCGCUCUCCAGCGUCAUUCAGUUGAGGAGCUAUCCUCACAUGCCAUAUGUGGCACACAAGAGACUCGUCACCAUAGUUCACUCGCCAAUCCAUCAUGUGUACUACGCUGGCGCUAUGAUACCGAUAAGAGUGCGAACGCGCGUGCGGCCCAGCAUCCUCACAGCUGAGCUCAACAGGAUACGCGACCUGCCGAGGCCAUCUAGUCGAUCCUACAUUGAAGAGUAUCUAAAUUCUCGAUACAACAUACUUUUCGACGAUGAGACAAGGGACAUUCGCGCGAAAGUGGAUUCUCUUCUUCGACGUGUCCAUGUGUUCGUGCCAAGAGCAGUGGCAAGGUAUCCGACGAAAAUAAAAUGCGACUUCAUCGAGGAGAUCAUCCCGGAACGUAUGCGCAGCCACGAUUAUGUCCGUCGGCUGCUCAGCGGCCGCAGCAACGCGAAGAAACAGGUCGACUAUCUGAGUUGGUACGAAGUGCCCGAUCGAGGCGCAUUUGGUACCCUGGCAUGCAUCAAGUACGUCGCCGGCAGGCCGCAGUCCGUCAGAAAACCAUACUAUAAGGUCGCGGACCUUCGGCCGGCCGACAUCCGCAACGACGUCAACUUCCUCAGCUACUACAGCAAGAAUCGUCAGGCGGCCGCGACUGCCUCCUCGGGUCAGCCAAUGACAGAACGAGAGAUGCGAAAGGUACGCGCAUUAGGCUACGACUCAACAGCCCAGGAAAAAAAAAUUCUCGUUCCGGAAUCGGAAGAAAAAUCGGAGAAAGCGAAAAAGAAGCCGGAACCGGAGGAAGAACCGAAACCGGUUCGCGAACCAGAACCCGAGCCGGAGCCAGAACCAAUAUCUGAACCAGUACCUGAACCUGUGAAAGAACCGGAACCUGUUGCGGAACCUGUGAAACCGUCGAAACCGACGAAGGCAUCAAAAUCGGCGAAAUCGGCAAAAUACACGAAAACAGCCGAGCCUAAAGUAGAACCGGAACCUGUAAAAGAACCAGAAAUCAUAAAGGAACCGGAGCCCGAGCCGGUGCAGGAACCAGAACCUGUUUCAGAGCCGGAACCGGAAAUGCCAGCAGAUGUGCCAAUCGAAAGUAUAGAGGCCGUAAGUGAUGAAGCUAAGGAAGAAAAGGUGAAGCAAGACAAGGAAGAUGCUAUGCGGAGGGCCGAGGAGUAUCUUGCUAAAGCGGCUAGAGAAGCGCAAUCGGAAGAGGAAAGGCGGAAGGCAGCGGAGGAGGAACGCUUACAGCUUGAGUUGGAGGAGAAGAAAGCGUGGGAGGCUCUGCAGCUUGCACAGGAACGGAAAGCCGAUCUUUGCCAGAUACUGGAAAUCGAGCAGCAAGAAGCUGAGAGGAAAGCAGAAGAGGAAAAGUUACAAGCUGAACACGAGGAAACGAAGAGAAUAGAAGACGAGGAAAGAAUAAUCAACCAGGCGAAUAUCGACGCGCUUAUACAGGAGCAAGAACGAUUAAUCGUCGAGGAGCAUCUUGAAGAAAUUCAAAAGCAAAAGCAGGAGCAGGAAGAAGCGGAUGUCACGCAGUUUGUAGCCAAUGAAAACAAAGAUGCCAGCUGCGCCGAGGAUCUGGCGGAUCUUGGCGAAAUAACUGAUCAAGAAAAGGAAGAGAAACCUUAUGAUGUUACCACGGAUGACGAAACACGGGUCGAAGAAGAAAAUGUCCACGAAGAGGAGCCCGAGAUGACCGAAGAUCCGUUCGUUGAGGAGCCAGAAGGGGCCGAGAGCAAGCCGCAAACAGGACCGACGGCAGCUGACGACGGACAGGUCGAGGAGGUUACUUCCGGCGAGGAAUUCGAAUGGGGUGAUCAAGACUCGUAAUUGGUUCGGUCCGACCGGUUCGGAUCGUUUCACGGCAUCGAUGGACCACGUUCCUUUACUGUCGUCAUUAAUUGUUAAUAUAACAUAUCUUCGUCUAUCAUCCUGUCCGCGAAUGUCAUUUAAUCCAUCACCAAUGCAGAUAAUCACCAAUUGGUGACGCGACAAAGAAAUUUUAAUUAAUUUCUUUUUUAUUAUAACUCUCUAUUUAUUGAUUCUUUCUAUUUAUUUAUUUGUAAAAUAUACAUUUCGUAUCCAAUUUCACGUUCAUCAGCGCACAUUUCGCAAUCAAUUUCACGCGUCACAUUGUUAUGAUCAUAUUAGACAAACUCGCGGAUCGGUAUUACAAGUUUAAAACCGUGGAAUUUCUGAUAGCUAUUUUUUUAUUAGCUAAUCUCAGAAGAACCGAUCGGAGACUCGGCUAUGAUCUCCGUACGAUCUGUGUGAGUAUUUAUAUUAUUCAUUUCAUUAUUGAUCGCGCAUCUUUUUCACAUUAUAUCGUCGAAGAGCGGCAACCCGUAGAUCGAGUCUGACACACGUAUCGAUUUCCAUUGGUCUGCCGACGGUGGUGAUUCGUUUAUAGUCUCGGAUAGUAAUCGGGUAGAAAUAUCGCGACGUAUUUUAGCCGUCCAUUCGGCAGUCGAGCUAGCUUUGUCGUCUAUUUUUACAGUAACAGCUUCGAGUUUCAGCCAUGAAAUUGGUUUGAUUGCGAUUGUCCGAGCGAUUGAUCAGAAGAAUGAGAAUUCCGGAAAUAAUCGUGAGCACGAUUUGAGAAUUAGUGGCCCUCUCACGAUUCUCGUCGGAAAGUGGCUGGAGCCUUCUGAUAUUUAUGUAUUAGUAUUACUUAUUUAUUAAAAAGAUACUACACACGUAUAUUAUAAGAGUGUUGUAAUAAUAAAAAUGGUUCAAUAUGGAA
Messenger RNA from Cyphomyrmex costatus, 3092 nucleotides. Its product is annotated as MAP7 domain-containing protein 1. Lineage: Eukaryota; Metazoa; Arthropoda; Insecta; Hymenoptera; Formicidae. The coding region runs from base 257 to 2179 and encodes 640 amino acids. The transcript has 12 exons. The record is from RefSeq and is a predicted model, not a curated record.